Molecule: messenger RNA, 1166 nt
Organism: Impatiens glandulifera
Lineage: Eukaryota; Viridiplantae; Streptophyta; Magnoliopsida; Ericales; Balsaminaceae
Product: thaumatin-like protein 1b
Exons: 4
Coding region: 71-985 (304 amino acids)
Biological process (GO): defense response
Cellular component (GO): extracellular region
Source: RefSeq, a predicted model, not a curated record
UUAUAAAUGCCAACCAUCUUCUUCAAUUCUCCCCUUGUUCUUCAUCAUCAUUCUCAUCAUCAUCAUAGCCAUGACUUAUUUCCUGUUUCUUUUCUUAACCUCUCUUUUAAUUACAGGAAUUGAUUCAUCAGCAACCUUUACUCUUUCAAACAACUGCGAUUACACAGUCUGGCCGGGAAUUCUAUCCAACGCCGGAAUUUCACCCCUUCGAAUCACCGGCUUCCAACUUCAAAAGGGCGAAUCGAAAACCAUCAACGUGCCGUCGUCUUGGGGCGGCCGAUUGUGGGGUCGUACUCUCUGUACAGAGGAUUCGGCCGGAAAAUUCACCUGCGUCACCGGUGAUUGUGGCUCCGGCAAGGUAGAAUGCUCCGGCGGAGGGGCGGCGACACCUGCUACUCUGGCGGAGUUCACCCUUAAUGGAGAUAAUGGAAUGGAUUUCUAUGAUGUCAGUCUUGUUGACGGUUAUAACCUACCAAUGCUGGUGCUACCACAAGGCGGCGCCGGAGAAAACUGUACGUCGACCGGUUGUACGGUAGAUCUGAACGGAGCAUGUCCGUCGGAGUUGAAAGUGACGUCAUCCGACGGCGAGCGCGUGGCUUGUACGAGCGCGUGUGACGCGUUUGGACAGGCACAAUAUUGCUGUAACGGUGAAUAUGGAUCGCCGGAUACUUGUAAACCGUCGUCGUAUUCGAAGGUUUUCAAGACUGCGUGUCCACGCGCCUACAGUUACGCGUACGAUGAUAAAACCAGCACUUUUACUUGUACCGGCGCCGAUUAUCUGAUUACUUUCUGUCCGUCGCCGAAUAACAGUAAAAAAUCAUAUUCGUCUUCAUCUGACCCGCAAAUACAAACUCCCGAAAUUUGGAAUAGCUCGAUUGUAUACGAGGGCGCGAUGGAAAUAAGCGGUUCAACAUCAAUUUUUGGAUUGUGUAAAUUGUUCUGGUCGGCCACUUCUUUGUUAUUAUUAUUUGUAUUAUUCGAGUGAAUAUUUUUUUUUAUUAUUGAUAUAAAGAAAAAAAAAAGGAUGGUGGGAGAUUUGAUAGGUGAAAAGAUCUUGAUGCCUAUUGUUCUUGGUUCAUACACUUUAGAAACGAACAAUUACUAGCCCAUCAUGUGUGGACCAUUAUCAUUGUCAUAGUCCUCCACGCAUCUGAUUCUUUCUCCCA